Messenger RNA from Cinclus cinclus, 2950 nucleotides. It is a transcript of the gene CBX3, whose product is annotated as chromobox 3. The record is from RefSeq and is a predicted model, not a curated record. Bases 1861 to 2433 code for a protein of 190 amino acids. Gene Ontology annotation, cellular component: pericentric heterochromatin; nucleus. Gene Ontology annotation, molecular function: chromatin binding. The transcript is spliced from 5 exons. Gene Ontology annotation, biological process: chromatin organization; negative regulation of transcription by RNA polymerase II. NCBI's taxonomy places the organism in Eukaryota, Metazoa, Chordata, Aves, Passeriformes, Cinclidae.
UCAUGCACACCUAAAGUAUAUAAGGAUUUAAUCAACAUAUUUUUCUUCAAACUUAUAACUUGGCAUCUCCAUUUAAAAGAUACAUCCACAUCUCCCCUCCCCAGCAUUAUUCUGACCAAAAUUUCAGAUCCAGAAAGUAAGGCUGCUAGAAAGGACAUUGUCUUUGGUUUUAAUAAAUCUGCCAUUUCUAAAGAGAAACUUGUUGGGAAAAAAGUGUGAAAGGAUUCCGCACUAUUUCAUCUAUCCUACAAUAGAAAACACUAAGGAUUUUUUUUAGCCUCCUUUCAGCAUACCAUGUAAUUCAUCAUACAUGUAAAAAAAUUAAGUCCAAGUCAUGCAGUCAUUUAAUUUCUCCCAGUGUAUUUGGAGAAAACUAUUUGCCUAACAAAAGGCAGUCUUUGCAGAUGAAAAGUAACACUAUUGAGAAAUGAUGUGGCAUAAUUAAAAUGCCUUUUGAAAUGAUUUUUAACAAAUAACAGUUUCUUUGAAUUUCAUAGGAGCAGAGAUUAUCAGAUGUCAACCUCUCCUGGACCAUUUUAAUGAUGCAUUCAUGGAUCUCAAGUCCUCUAAAGCUUUGCUUGACAUUAGAAUAUGGACUCCUGAGGGCAGUUGGUUGCUGGUUACUAUUCAACUAAUAAUGACAUAGUUUCCCGAAGGACAGACCUGUAGGAGUAUAUUGUGAGAUAUAUCUGAGGUUGAGAUGGGGAAGUAAGCAAAAAAUAUAUGUACACAAUCCAAAACUUCAAUACCAGAGCAACUGGUUUAUAAUAUAUUCAAAAGGCCUGUUCUUAAAUUUACAGAAAUUAUUAUUUAGCUCAAAAUAUAUUCAAAACUUGUAUUGACUCCUGGCUUAGAAGUGCAAUAGAGUGCUUGCUCUGUGUUGUACUGUUUUAAAAUAUUUCAGCAAGGUGAAUGUCUGAACUUUCUGUUAGUAAUUGAUUGUCCACUUAUCCUAAUUUGAAGAAGAGGAGUUAGCCAGCCUGGGGAGGGAUGCUUUGGAGAGAAGAAAAAAAUCUAACGAAUGCAGUAUUUUUAAUCUUUUGAUGUUGAGAAUUUUGCUGCACAGGUCAGGAAAAUCAGUUAUGGUUCCCAUGGGAACCAUAACUAAUUCUGCCUCGUUAUAUAUUUGCCUGCAAAACCUAAAUAUGCUGAAGGGUAGGGUAGCUCUAGAUCUGUAAUUCCAAUUUUCUUACAUACUGUAUGUUAAAAUUCUACACCACAGUGUCAUAUCAGUGUUUUAAUCUUGCCCCUGAAAGAGAGUGAUUAUCCAUAGAUGUACAUGUCAUAUGUGGUGUCAUAUGACUUCUGAAUGCAGAAAGAGAAAUGAGCCAUCAGUGGUCAAAUGCCCAAGUUACAGCUUACAACAUGCAAGCCUAGAGAGCUUCAAGGGUCAAGUGGACAUUGAGAAUGCUUUAAGUUCAUUCAAGUGUCAGAAUUCACUUGUGGGCUGAGAUUUGCAUGGUCUUGUAUAAUCCCAGAAUGUACAGGUUUUUAACAUGUUCAGUAUUUCUGCAGGCUCUGCAAUCAAGUGUUAUUUUAAUAGGCUCAAGAGUUUGAAGAGCAGUGCUGAUGCACAAGACCUAAUAAAUCUCUAAUACUUAAAACAGAAGCAGCAUACUCUUUAUUUUGCUAUUUCUUACUGCACUUCAAGAAAAAAAUGCAGACCCCCAUGACAUUCAUUUUCCUCUGUGGAAGAUACUUAAGAUGCUUAAGUCUUAGAAAGUAAAAAACCAAAUUGUUGCUUUGAUACAGAAAUCCAAAACAUUGAUCUUUAAGUGACAAGAAUUAGUGAAGCCGAAAAGAGUACCAGAAAACAGUCUUCCAUUGAAUCAAAGAAUUUUAGUCCAACGGAGAAUACAGAUGGAGAUGUUCCCCACUUGUAGCCUGCUUGCCUCAUCACCACACAAAAUGGGAAAGAAACAGAAUGGCAAAGGUAAAAAAAUUGAAGAGGCAGAGCCUGAAGAAUUUGUUGUGGAGAAAGUCCUGGACAGACGUGUUGUAAAUGGAAAGGUGGAAUACUACUUGAAGUGGAAAGGAUUUACAGAUGCUGACAACACAUGGGAACCUGAAGAGAACUUAGAUUGUCCAGAGCUAAUUGAAGCCUUUCUGAACUCUCAGAAAGCUGGUAAAGAAAAAACAGAUGGUGCCAAAAGAAAAUCCUUGUCAGAUAGCGAAUCUGAUGAUAGUAAAUCAAAGAAAAAGCGUGAUUCUGUUGAUAAACCAAGAGGGUUUGCAAGGGGACUUGAUCCUGAGCGGAUAAUUGGGGCUACGGAUAGCAGUGGAGAGCUUAUGUUCCUCAUGAAGUGGAAAGACUCUGAUGAGGCAGAUCUGGUGCUGGCCAAAGAAGCUAAUGUGAAGUGUCCUCAGAUCGUAAUCGCUUUUUAUGAAGAACGGCUAACUUGGCAUUCGUGCCCAGAAGAUGAAGCACAAUAAUUGUUUGCAUUGCUUUUUUUAUAUAUAAGAAUAUUAAAACACGAAAUUUGAUUUAUUAGCAAUGUGAGAAGCAUACAUUCUAACAAGUUUCAAAUUUGAUAUUUUUUGAAGUAGUAUGUUUUGCAUCAACAACAAGUAAAUAAAAGCUUUCUGCAACUUGUUUCAUUUAUCACAAGAGAGCAUUUGAUACUACUACUUCCUCCAUAUUAGGUAAAAGCUUUUAUAAAACAUUGAUGAACUUCCAUAGUUAUUACAGAAUCAUAAUGAAUGUCUAAACAAACUCACAGAUGUUUUGUAGUCUUCUAUACUAUUGAUGUGCAUGUAUCUUCUUUACCCAAACCUAGCCCUUUAAACCUGUAGGGUCAUUCUUUUUAGUAUUUGGGAUCACUUGGUCUUAAGAAGACCAGGUGAAAACUAACUUUGUAGUAAUUUGAAUGUUAUCAGACUGUAUAUUGUUUACUUUAUUGUAAAUACUGGUGAGCAGUGGUCAAUAAAAUAGUUUUAUAUUCUUCCUUUA